Molecule: messenger RNA, 540 nt
Organism: Malania oleifera
Lineage: Eukaryota; Viridiplantae; Streptophyta; Magnoliopsida; Santalales; Ximeniaceae
Exons: 1
Coding region: 1-540 (179 amino acids)
Source: RefSeq, a predicted model, not a curated record
AUGAGAGACUGUCAGAUGCAGAGGAAUAGUGGAAUCUUGCAGCAUCCAUACAGGGGUAAUACUCAGGCACAGAAUGGUGGUCAGCAAGGGGGUGCGGCCCAGGCGAGGGUGUAUUAUCUGACUCCAGUCGAUGCUGAGAAUGCAGGUGAUGUUGUCACAGGUAUUAUUUACAUGUUUUCUCAUAAAGUUGUUGUAUUAUUUGAUUUUGGGGCAAGGUACUCUUUUAUUUCCCGUGGAUUUGUGAAACUGUGUGGAUUAGAGGUGCAAAGGUUAGAUUAUGAACUAGUAGUAGCUACACUGUCCGGGUCUGCGGUCGAGUGUAGCAAUGUAGUCUAUGACUUUCUGGUUGAAAUACAGGGGAGGAUACUACCAGUUGACCUUGUGGUGUAUGACAUGUUUGGUUUUGAUAUCAUCUUUGGCAUGGACUGGUUGUCAUCCAGUUAUGCCAGUAUUGACUGCCACAGGAGAGAGGUGUUGUUUAGACCACCUGGAAAGCAGGAAUUCCACUUCAUCGAAUCGUGUGUGCGUUCUGCGCCAUGA